AUGCUCGUCUACCAUCGAGUCUCUCAUUAUGCAGGUGCAAGUCUUGCAAGGGCAGCUGCACGCUGCCUCACAUCCUCUGCUAUGCUGUCAGAGAGCAGCAGCAGCACGCAACCUAACUCCAUUUUUGCUGCCAAAGAAUCUCCUUGGGACCACAUAUUGGACGACUCAAUAAAAGAGAUGCCACCUAUCCUCCCCUCCCCAGUCGCCAAUCACUUACGCGUUGGCGGCGUAGAAACCUCAGGGCGCACCCGGGCACGCAGACAAGCGAUGACUGCCCGCGAAAUCAGCGCCUUCGAUGAUAUGUUCAACAUGAUCUUCGACGCAGUCUCAGAGCAAAAGAACCCCUCCGCCAAAUUCUCCUCCUCAAAACAAGAAGACCCGCUCGCUGUUCUCGACGGAAUAGGAAUCGGUCGCAAACCAUUCGGCCACGCCCCAACGUCAGAUUUAUUCGGCAAACUCAGACGGCACUCAAAACGGCUGAAAUGGACGACAGAGGCGGAUGAGGAAUUUGAUAAGAAGAAGGAGGAAAUGGAGCUUUGCGAUACGGAUCAGCAGCUGCUUGAAUGGUCUAUGCGCGAGGUGUUUGGGCAGUCUCAGCAAUACGAGGAACGCGCACGGAAUGCUAUUGCUAAAGCCGAGGAACAGCACACUCCAGGCCUUACUCCAACCUCGAAAAGUGCAAGCGCAAAUCCACCGCCACAACUUGCAUCUAUGCACCCUGAACUCCAACACCCGACUUAUCCCUACCUCAUCGCGCACCUCAUGCGCUCUUUCCGUGAUAAAUACCGUGAUCCCCACCUAGCUCUCUCCAUCUUCGACUAUGCCCGGCACUUAAGCAUCCCAAGCUACGUAUUCGGGUGCACCACACCCGCAUACAAUGAGCUGAUAGAAACCCGCUGGUCAUGUUUCCGCGACCUCAGAGGCGUGCACGACGCCCUCGAAGAGAUGCGGGUCAAUGGCGUCGAGCCGGAUGGUAGAACCAAGAAACUCGUCGAAAAACUAAGGCGUGAAGUAGGCGCGCGCACGAUCUGGGAAGAGGAGUCUGUGUUUGGGAGUGGAGAAGUCGUCGGGAUGUUGUCUAAGAUCGAGCAGCUUACUAUCAAGGAGCCGAGAAGGAAACAGGGGAAAAGGCCGGGCAAGAAAUUGCCGGCUUUGGAUGCAUGGAAGGGCGAUGCGCUCAAGGAGAAUGUGGAGGACGGGUAUGAGUUCGGCCAGUGGGAUCGACAAGGACAUCACCGGAACGCGCACUGA
This is a messenger RNA of Suillus discolor, 1251 nucleotides long. RefSeq lists its product as uncharacterized. The record is from RefSeq and is a predicted model, not a curated record. Bases 1 to 1251 code for a protein of 416 amino acids. Gene Ontology annotation, cellular component: mitochondrion. Lineage: Eukaryota; Fungi; Basidiomycota; Agaricomycetes; Boletales; Suillaceae. The transcript has 2 exons.